Molecule: messenger RNA, 772 nt
Organism: Abrus precatorius (Indian licorice)
Lineage: Eukaryota; Viridiplantae; Streptophyta; Magnoliopsida; Fabales; Fabaceae
Product: V-type proton ATPase 16 kDa proteolipid subunit
Exons: 3
Coding region: 73-567 (164 amino acids)
Biological process (GO): proton transmembrane transport
Cellular component (GO): proton-transporting V-type ATPase, V0 domain
Molecular function (GO): proton-transporting ATPase activity, rotational mechanism
Source: RefSeq, a predicted model, not a curated record
AAAAACAGGGAGAAACUAGUGAUCAGAGAACAACCGCAAACAGAUCUCCGUUUCUCGUCAAACAAAAAGAAAAUGGCUGCAUUCAGCGGCGACGAAACGGCUCCUUUCUUUGGCUUCCUCGGAGCCGCCGCGGCCCUCGUUUUCUCCUGCAUGGGAGCGGCAUACGGCACAGCGAAGAGUGGUGUGGGGGUGGCAUCGAUGGGAGUGAUGAGACCGGAGCUGGUGAUGAAGUCGAUCGUGCCUGUUGUGAUGGCUGGUGUGUUAGGUAUCUACGGUUUGAUCAUUGCGGUUAUCAUAAGUACGGGCAUUAACCCCAAAGCCAAAUCUUAUUAUCUCUUUGAUGGCUACGCUCAUCUUUCUUCUGGUCUCGCUUGUGGCCUCGCUGGCCUCUCCGCUGGCAUGGCCAUUGGCAUCGUUGGCGACGCCGGUGUUAGAGCAAAUGCUCAACAGCCAAAGCUUUUCGUUGGAAUGAUUCUCAUUCUCAUUUUUGCUGAGGCGUUGGCGUUAUACGGUCUCAUUGUUGGCAUCAUCCUCUCUUCCCGUGCUGGCCAAUCUAGAGCUGAUUAAUAUAAAAUUUUAUGUUGGAUGUGGUACACUGAACUGCAGAUUGUGAAUUUUACAGCGGAGUUGGCAUGGAUAAGGUUAUGGUAGUAGAUAGGCUUUUGCUUUGUUUAGUUCAUUUGGUUCUAUUAUGAACUGGUUAUAAAAUUGAGGCUAUCCUGGAAUAAAGUGCGUCUUGGCUCGUCACUAUUUUUAAUUAGAUGCUCAUUUA